CCGGCCGACGGCAAUGGCGGCCUGAGGGGAAGGCGAAGAGGGAGGAGGCUGAGGAGGAGGCUGAGGAGGAGGAAGAGGAGGACGAUGAUGAUGACGACGCCCAGCGGCGGUGCCGAGGUCCCUGCGGCCGAGGAGCCUCUCUGAGAUUCGUAUGGACUGACGGUUCCGAGAGCCGCGAUGGAAAAAUCGUGGAUGUUGUGGACCUUCGUGGAGAGGUGGCUGCUGGCCUUAGCUUCCUGGUCGUGGGGCCUCUGCCGCAUCUCCCUCUUGCCUCUGAUAGUGACAUUCCAUCUGUACGGGGGCAUCACCUUACUCCUGUUGAUAUUCCUGUCCAUCGUUGGCAUCCUCUAUAAGUUCCAGGACGUGCUGCUCUAUUUCCCCGAGCAGCCCUCUUCGUCCCGCCUGUACGUCCCGAUGCCCACGGGCAUCCCGCACGAGAACAUCUUCAUCAGAACCAAAGACGGAGUGCUGCUCAACCUGAUCUUGCUCCGCUUCACCGGCGACAACGCCCCGUACUCCCCCACCGUCAUCUACUUCCACGGGAACGCGGGCAACGUCGGCCACCGGCUGCCCAACGCCCUGCUCAUGCUGGUCAACCUGAAGGCGAACCUCCUCCUCGUCGACUACCGCGGGUACGGGAAGAGCGAAGGGGAAGCCAGCGAAGAGGGCCUCUACUUGGAUUCGGAAGCCGUGCUGGACUACGCCAUGACGCGGCCCGACCUGGACAAAACCAAAAUCUUCCUCUUCGGCCGUUCCCUCGGUGGGGCGGUGGCCAUCCACUUGGCUUCCGAGAACUCCCACCGGAUUUCGGCCAUAAUGGUGGAGAACACGUUUCUCAGCAUCCCGCACAUGGCCAGUACUCUGUUUUCUUUCUUUCCCAUGCGGUACCUCCCCCUGUGGUGCUACAAAAACAAAUUCCUGUCCUACAGAAAAAUCUCCCAGUGCAGAAUGCCUUCCCUGUUCAUCUCCGGGCUCUCUGACCAGCUGAUCCCCCCGGUGAUGAUGAAGCAGCUCUAUGAACUGUCCCCGUCUCGGACUAAGAGGUUGGCCAUCUUUCCGGACGGAACUCACAAUGACACUUGGCAGUGCCAGGGUUAUUUCACUGCCCUCGAACAGUUCAUCAGAGAAGUCAUAAAGAGCCACUCCCCUGAAGAGAUGGCCAAAACGUCGUCGAAUGUAACGAUCAUAUGAACUCGGGCUCUCCGUUAUCUCGCACCCGGCUCGAGUCGUGCAGAGCGGUAAAGAAUGUUCCCUUUUUUCCCGAUGUGUAUUCUGUCUGUAUUUGCCUAAAAAGUGAAAUUAAACUCUGAAAGAUCUUUAA
Molecule: messenger RNA, 1321 nt
Organism: Tachyglossus aculeatus (Australian echidna)
Lineage: Eukaryota; Metazoa; Chordata; Mammalia; Monotremata; Tachyglossidae
Gene: ABHD13
Product: abhydrolase domain containing 13
Exons: 2
Coding region: 178-1191 (337 amino acids)
Cellular component (GO): membrane
Molecular function (GO): palmitoyl-(protein) hydrolase activity
Source: RefSeq, a predicted model, not a curated record